UCUCUCUCCUCUUCUUUCUCUCUCUACUUAUACUAGUAUAUAAAUAAACCUCACAUUACAUCUUCUAUUAUAUCAUCACAACAAAAACAUUAUAUUAUUAGAAAAAAAAAAUGGGAGCUUUGGGAUUAUUAGCAUGUGUUGUAUUUGCGGUGGCGUUACUUUCAUGCACUGCAAACGCUCGACCGGCGACUUUUUCGCAGGAUUUCCGAGUGGCGUGGGCCGAUAAUCACAUUCGGCAACUCGAAGGAGGAAAAGCCAUUCAACUUGUUCUUGACCAAACCUCAGGAUGUGGUUUUGCUUCGAAGUAUCAAUAUUUGUUCGGACGUGUGAGCAUGAAGAUCAAGCUUGUUCCCGGCGACUCUGCCGGGACAGUCACUGCAUUUUACAUGAACUCGGACACUGACACGGUUCGAGACGAGUUGGAUUUCGAGUUCUUGGGUAACCGGUCCGGUCAACCCUACACGGUCCAAACAAAUGUCUAUGCCCACGGCAAAGGUGACCGCGAACAAAGGGUCAACCUUUGGUUUGACCCCGCCGCAGCAUUCCAUACCUACUCCAUUUUCUGGAAUCACCAUCACGUCGUGUUUUCGGUGGACGACAUACCGAUUAGGGUUUACAAGAACAACGAGGCGAGAGGAAUCCCGUUCCCGAAAUUCCAACCAAUGGGAGUGUACUCCACUCUCUGGGAGGCCGAUGACUGGGCGACACGUGGCGGUUUGGAGAAGAUAGAUUGGAGCAAAGCCCCAUUCUAUGCCUACUACAAGGAUUUCGACAUCGAAGGUUGCCAGAUGCCGGGCCCCGCCAGCUGUGCCUCCAACCCCGGCAACUGGUGGGAGGGGGCGGCACACCAGCAGCUCAGCCCCGAAGAGGCCAGGCGCUACCGUUGGGUCCGCAUGAACCACGUCAUUUACGAUUACUGCACUGACAAGUCCCGUUACCCUGUUACCCCACCGGAAUGUACGGCCGGAAUCUGAUUUGAGUAUAUUCAGGUGGCCGGGCGCCUUUCUUUGUCGGCGCCAGAAAAGGACUGAGUGGUCAAUUUCUAAUUGGCUUUUGCAUGUUUACUAAUUACUAUUGAGGGGUCUAAAGGGAAAUAUUUCAACCUAUAUAUAUAUAUAUAUAUAUAUAUAUAUAUAUAUAUAUAUAUAUAUAUAUAUAUAUAUAUAUAUAUAUAUAUAUAUAUAUAUAUAUAU
Erythranthe guttata (spotted monkey flower) is the source of this 1193-nucleotide messenger RNA. RefSeq names its product xyloglucan endotransglucosylase/hydrolase 6 (gene XTH6). The record is from RefSeq and is a predicted model, not a curated record. Gene Ontology annotation, biological process: cell wall biogenesis; xyloglucan metabolic process. Gene Ontology annotation, cellular component: cell wall; apoplast. Gene Ontology annotation, molecular function: hydrolase activity, hydrolyzing O-glycosyl compounds; xyloglucan:xyloglucosyl transferase activity. Lineage: Eukaryota; Viridiplantae; Streptophyta; Magnoliopsida; Lamiales; Phrymaceae.